AGGAAGUUUCCGAGACAACUUACAUUCGCAAACACGCAAACAAGGCUAUGACGUCUGCCAAGUUCCCCAGACUGCCCACGUGACCCGUUGAUAAUUCCAUCAGACGAAGACUAGAGUUGACACUGGCAGCAUGUAUCGAGUAUGCUUGACCCUGCUCGCGUUUGCAACAGGAUGUGCAAUCGCCGGGUUCCCAAGUGUGUUACCCACGAAGGGAGAAGUGUGGCCACGCCCCCAGAUGAGUAUGACCUCGAACACUUACAUGGUCAUCCGACCUCAGACUUUCAGUAUAAAGCAGCCCUGGAAGAAAGAUGGCCAGUUUCGCGGAUAUUUGGACAACGUUAAAGUCAAUCUUAUUGCACAAUGUGAAGAACUCCCCCACAGGAACAUGGAUGAACACUACGAGAUAAAGAUCGAUAGUCCCGACGCCCCUUACGAAGGCACGAUCGUCUCGCAGAGUGUGUGGGGGAUCCUGCGAGGCCUAGAGUCCUUCUCACAGCUUCUCCUUCCGAGUGGAUCCGCCUACGUCCUCAACUCGACACAGAUCAUGGACUUCCCGAGGUUUUCCUUCAGAGGUCUGAUGUUGGACACGGCGCGCCACUUCCUGCCAGUAAGUAAGCUCAAGGAAAACCUUGACCUGAUGGCGAUGAACAAGUUCAACGUGUUCCACUGGCACCUCGUGGACGACCAGAGCUUCCCGUACGAGAGUGCCGCCUUCCCUAAUCUCAGCAAGCUCGGGUCGUACAGCAGCAGCCACGUGUACAGUGCAGCGGACGUGGCGGACGUAGUGGAGUACGCCAGGUUAAGGGGCAUCCGUGUCCUGCCCGAGUUCGACACUCCAGGUCACACGAAAUCAUGGGGACCUGGACAACCGGGGCUGCUCACGAAAUGCUACACGAACUCUACACCCGACGGCACCUUCGGCCCGAUUGACCCCACGAACGACGCCAACUACAAGUUCUUGCAGAGCUUCUUCACCGAGGUCACGCACCGCUUCCCGGACCACUACGUUCACCUGGGCGGCGACGAGGUCAGCUUCUCCUGCUGGGAGAGCAACCCCGUCAUCAGUCAGUUCAUGGCCGAACACAACAUCACAGGAAACUACAGCAAGCUAGAGGAAAUUUACAUAACUAAACUUUUAGAUAUCGUCGCUAAUCUUCCUACAAAGAACGGAUAUCUGGUAUGGCAGGAAGUAUUUGACAACGGGGUAGAGGUGGCCAAGGACACCGUUGUACAUGUGUGGAAGGAUGCUCCAACAUUGUGGAAGCAGGAAAUUGAUAAGGUGACCAGCGCUGGCUAUCAGACGGUGCUCUCGUCGUGCUGGUACCUGAACUACAUCAGCUAUGGCAUCGACUGGCACAAGUACUACGAGUGCGACCCCCAGGAAUUCAACGGCACGGCGGCGCAGCAGCAGCUGGUCCUGGGCGGUGAGGCGUGCAUGUGGGGUGAGUACGUGGACCGCACCAACGUGAUCUCCCGCACGUGGCCGCGGGCCGCCGUCGUAGCGGAAAAACUGUGGAGUGCCGCCGAGCACACCACGGACG
Penaeus indicus is the source of this 1541-nucleotide messenger RNA. RefSeq names its product beta-hexosaminidase subunit alpha-like. Gene Ontology annotation, molecular function: beta-N-acetylhexosaminidase activity. The transcript has 12 exons. The annotation marks the transcript as partial. Gene Ontology annotation, biological process: glycosaminoglycan metabolic process; carbohydrate metabolic process; ganglioside catabolic process. Lineage: Eukaryota; Metazoa; Arthropoda; Malacostraca; Decapoda; Penaeidae. Gene Ontology annotation, cellular component: membrane; lysosome. The record is from RefSeq and is a predicted model, not a curated record.